Messenger RNA from Solanum dulcamara, 399 nucleotides. RefSeq names its product ethylene-responsive transcription factor ERF020. The record is from RefSeq and is a predicted model, not a curated record. Lineage: Eukaryota; Viridiplantae; Streptophyta; Magnoliopsida; Solanales; Solanaceae. Gene Ontology annotation, molecular function: DNA-binding transcription factor activity; DNA binding. Gene Ontology annotation, biological process: regulation of DNA-templated transcription. Bases 1 to 399 code for a protein of 132 amino acids. The transcript has a single exon.
AUGAGCAGGUCAGAUGAAGGUGCAAAAUACAGAGGGAUUCGGCGACGAAAAUGGGGGAAAUGGGUGUCGGAAAUUCGAGUUCCAGGUAGCAGUGAACGCCUUUGGCUAGGCACUUACACUACCCCUGAAGCUGCAGCUGUAGCACAUGACAUAGCCUAUUAUUGUCUCCGCCCGGAAUCAUCAUCCUUAGAUAAAUUAAACUUUCCUUCCAUGUUACCGCCUAAUGCUCAACGUGGAAUGUCACCAACAUCUGCUCAAAAGAUGGCCUCUGAUUCUGGAAUGGCUAUUGAUGCACAAUUUCUUACAAUAGCAAGACCAGGUCAGCAACAUCAAAGUGUUGACAACUAUGGGCAAAAUCAAGCUCUCAACAUUUCUGUUGAAGAUUAUCUAUAUAUGUGA